UGCGUCAUAGACUCAGAUAGCAUGGACUCCUAUGACGUGGCACGGAGGGCGGAGUUGCAAACGCCGGCUGUGCUUUGGGUCUAGGAGCGCGGGGAGCACGCGCCUGUUGAGGUGGCUUCACAUCUGCAGCAAUGUCCGGUGUCAUAAAAGAAAAUAUUCAGCUUCAGAUGGCAGAACUAGAAAUGCUUUUUUCUAUGUUUCCUAAUAAAGGAGAAAUAACUCUUCAUGAUGAAAACACUCUCAAUAAUGUUCAGAAAUAUUUGAAUAAUACAAGUCAGAAUCCCCCACAGAUGAUUGAAUAUUCAGUUUCCGUUACUAUCGAUGAACCAAAGGUAAAAGUGAAUUUGCAGGUAAUUUUGCCUCAUGACUACCCCCAUGUGACACCACAGCUUUUUGCAAGAUCAGAUGCUCUAAACAGGCAGCAGCAAUUGCAGCUCAACCAGGAUCUCACUUCUUACGUUGCUUCUUUGGAGUCAGGAGAGCUUUGCAUAUGCACAGCUGUUCAGUGGGUGCGAGACAACAGCAUUUCAUAUGUACAAAACAGCAAACUCUACUCUGAAAGCGUUCCAGAUGCAAAAACAUUUAAAACAUUAUUUCGCCGGAUGUGGAUUUACAGUCACCACAUAUAUAGACAAGAACUAAGGAAAAAGAUAUUCGAUUGUGCCAAGAAAUUAAACUUGACUGGUUUCUGUCUAACUGGGAAGCCUGGGAUCAUCUGUGUGGAGGGUAUCAAAGAAAACUGUGAAGAGUUUUGGCAUGAUAUUAGAUAUCCCAACUGGAAACACAUUUCCUGCAAACAUGUUGAGAGUGGAGAGACUCAGGCAAAUGUGGAUGACCUACGACUCUUUCAGACUUUUGAAGAUUUACAGUUUCAAGCCCAUGGUGACUAUGGACUGAGGAAUGACUAUCACAUGGAUCUGGGUCAAUUCCUAGAAUUUCUGAAGGCACAUCAGAGUGAACAUGUAUUUCAGAUUUUGUUUGGUGUUGAAGGCAAAUGUUCGGAAAAUUAACAAAAACAACAAUUAAUAAAAAUUUAAAACAUGCAUCUGCCACGAUGAAACAUGAAUGCAGUUGGUGCAACAAAUAAACAGAGCAUGCACACAGAUUCUGAACAAUGUGUACUUCAUAGUUUUGUUCAGAGUGGCCUCAAAGUGUAUCUGAUGGAAAACUGAUGUGAACUAGUUAGAUCCAGGAUGCAUUUUAACACACAACUUCCCUUCAGCCAAGUUCUCAAGAGUCUCAAGCAAAAAUAAUUCCCAGCAAUAUUGCAUAAACAUAAACAUUUUCAUUAAGCUAUAGUUUUUGAAAACAAAUAUUUUAAUUAUCUUUGUUUUAAUAGUAUAAACUGCCUACAUUAAUGAAGAUACAUGAACUUGUCUUUUCGAGCAUACUUACAGUAGGAUCAUGAAAAGAGGCUUCCUGCUAAAUUUUGCAGUAUCUAAAUCUCAUAUUAGAAGAGAGAGAGUUCAAUGUUUUUGUGGGUGAACCACCAACAUCUUGAUGUAUGUGUUUGUGCACAGAUGGUAUUCAUAGAAAAGGUAGGUUUAGGAAUGCUUAUUGUGAUUGUACUAACACAUAAAGAAGGCGGCAGUGUAUAUGAAUUAAAUAAGAGCCAAACUACUGAAAGCGAGAGAUCAAAAUUUUGAACUGAAUCCCGAAUUAUAUACAAUGCCCAGCUGAUACGUCUGGGGGUACUCUUGGAUCCGUCGCUCCAGAUGAUGAAUCAGGUAAAUGUGACGGUCAAGAGCGCCUGUUAUCAGCUUUGGUUGAUAUGCCAGCUGCGCCCUUUCCUAGAGGUUAGGGACCUUGAAAAUGUGGUACACGCACUGGUAACCUCCCGUCUUGAUUUCUGUAAAGGCUACCCUCGUGCUCGUCCAAUCAGUACAGAAUAUGGCAGUCAGAUUGGUCUCAGGCACAACAAGACAAAUCAUAUAACACCAAUCCGAAAAUCACUUCACUGGCUGCCCAUUAAUUUCCGGGCCCAGUACAAGGUGUUGGUUAUUACCUUUAAAGUCUUAAAUGGCUUGGGUCCAACCUAUCUUCAGGGCCACCUCCUUCCGUACAUCCUCCCUGCACACUCAGGUCUGGGAGGAAUUUGCUGCAGCCUAUAAAAACUAGGCUGUAUGUAACUGCCUGGAGGACAUUUUCAGCUACAGCUCCCAGAUUAUGGAACGGACUGCCGGAUGAGAUCCGUCAUAUUAACACGUUAAACAGCUUCAGAAAAGCUGUUAAGAUGGAUCUCUUCUGGCAGGCCUUUCCUGAAUAGACACCUGGCCAAUAGAAGAACCACCUAACUUGUUGGACCCUUUCGCUGCAGUCACUGUUUUUAUUCUGGUUAUUUCUUUUACGUAUGUUUUAUAUGGUCAAUUGUAAAUGUAUUUUAAGGGGGUGGGAUUGGGGGGUAUGGAAUGUAUAUUUUUAAGGUUAUACGCCACCCUGGUUGCGUAGCACAGAGGGACAGGAUAAUAAUAACAACAUGCCUUAAGAUACAACCCUAGUAAUAUCCCACUGAUGCAGUAAUUAAGGGUAGUCCAACACAGAGUUAUCUGACCAAAAUUAGGAGCAUUGUCAUUAAAACAUGAAAGAAAAUGUUUCUGUCUUAUCUGAUGGUGAAAAGUGUCCUGGUCAUGACUGAAACAUGAUGGUCGAGGCAGUGUAGUGGAUCCCAGGGGUAGCCUGAAGUGACUAGAAGUCUAGAGUCAGUCAGUGUUCCAAUAUCUCAAUUUGCAAUCAUUAUUGCUGCCUUUCUUUUUAAAUUUAACUUUAGUUGGGAAUACUCGAAUCCAGGACAGUAUAGAACCAAGGCAAUGAUGGGAACUCCCAGCACAUGCGUAACAAGUAUUCACUCCUCGUUGUCCAGCUUUAUCAAAGAGGACUAUG
Molecule: messenger RNA, 2880 nt
Organism: Sceloporus undulatus (fence lizard)
Lineage: Eukaryota; Metazoa; Chordata; Lepidosauria; Squamata; Phrynosomatidae
Product: RWD domain-containing protein 2A-like
Exons: 3
Coding region: 132-1010 (292 amino acids)
Molecular function (GO): protein binding
Source: RefSeq, a predicted model, not a curated record